Molecule: messenger RNA, 341 nt
Organism: Euleptes europaea (tarantolino)
Lineage: Eukaryota; Metazoa; Chordata; Lepidosauria; Squamata; Sphaerodactylidae
Gene: NCMAP
Product: non-compact myelin associated protein
Exons: 3
Coding region: 4-321 (105 amino acids)
Biological process (GO): peripheral nervous system myelin formation; regulation of myelination
Cellular component (GO): paranode region of axon; Schmidt-Lanterman incisure; plasma membrane
Molecular function (GO): structural constituent of myelin sheath
Source: RefSeq, a predicted model, not a curated record
AAGAUGACGACACCAACCCCGGUGGCUGACGACUUCCGGUCUUCGGCAAAUGGGACCACAAAGUCUCAAGAACACUUUCUUUAUCAAAGUUCUGGAGCGAUUGUGGCGGCCAUUGUCGUCGGGGUGAUAGUGGUAUUCACGGUGGUUCUUCUCCUGCUGAAAAUGUACAAUAGACACAUGAGGACGCAGCGGGAGCUGGAACCGAAGAAUGCGAAAUCCUCAAUCCCUUCCAUUUCAGGACAGAACAGUAAUAGCACAGGACGCCCUACAACAGUGACAUUCGUCCCUGUGGACAUCCACAUGCAGAACAGGAGACCGUGAGGCAUUCUGAGGUCGGCCGA